ACCAGCUUUGGUGGAUUGGCAUUAUAGUUUGCCAUAUCUGCUAAAUGACAAACAGAGCCAAGAACGACUUUGGGAACAAAAAAUAAAACUUGUAAACUAGUCCAUUCUGCUGAAGGGAAAGAAGAUCAGCAAUCAUAGUCUUCUCCUUCCAUUGGUGUGCUUUCCGUGUUGCAAACUCGUUGGACUAAUCUGUUGCAGUUGCCUAAAAACAAAACUCUACAAAAGUCAAAAACCAAGUUUUCUAGCUUUUAUAGCUGCAUCCACCAGAGCUUCCUGAGCUGCUCCAUAGGCACUGCCUGCUGCACUGCUAGCAACUCCAGAAAACAUAAUCUCUCCCUAGAGAAUUAUUGAUUUUUCACUACAAAGAGGGAAAAAUGUCGCGAUACUUAAUUGAGCUUUAUCAAAACAAUAUGAAGACUAGUGGUGAAGAUAUACUAAGUGCAAUAAUCCCUUUGAUGAAACUUCUUUCCCUUACGGUUAUAGGUCUGGUUCUUGCACACCCCAAAACCAAAAUAAUCCCGAAAGCGACAUUUAAGCUUCUCAGCAAGCUUGUUUUUGCUCUCUUCUUGCCCUGCCUAAUAUUUACUGAACUGGGUGAAAGCAUUACAGUUGAGAACUUUGCUGAUUGGUGGUUUAUUCCAAUUAAUGUUGUAAUCAGUACAGCUAUUGGUUGCCUCCUUGGGUACAUAGUCGUGCUUAUUUGCCGCCCACCUCCACAGUUUAAAAGAUUUACCAUUAUCAUGACUGCAUUUGGUAAUACUGGAAAUAUCCCUCUUGCACUUGUCGGAUCUGUCUGCCAUACUAAAGAUAAUCCAUUUGGACCCAAUUGUCAUUCAAGAGGGGUGGCUUAUGUCUCUUUUUCUUCAUGGGUUUCUGUGAUUCUUGUUUAUACCCUUGUGUAUCACAUGAUGGAGCCUCCAAUGGAGUACUAUGAGAUUGUUGAAGAAGGGACUGAGAUUGAGAUUGAGGAACAAGAAGCAGUCAAUGAUGUCAGUAGGCCUCUCCUUGUUGAAGCUGAAUGGCCGGGUAUGGAAGAUAAAGAAACUGAGCAUUCAAAGCAACCCUCUAUUGCUAGAAUUUUCCAAAGCAUAUCAAGUGUUUCUCAGUCGUCUGUUCCUGACCUUGAGGUUACAGGAGAAGGAGCUCCGAACAGUCCCAGGUCCAUUAGGUGUUUGGCUGAGCCUAGAGUUGUCAGGAGGAUCAGAACUGUUGCUGUACAAACUCCAAUACAGCACAUACUUCAACCUCCAACUAUUGCUUCUCUUUUAGCUAUCAUCGUUGGGAUGGUGCCUCAGAUCAAGGCUUUUUUCUUUGGAUAUGACGCUCCACUAUCUUUUCUCACUGACAGUUUAGAGAUUUUAGCCGGUGCAAUGGUGCCUUCUGUGAUGCUUGUUCUUGGGGGUAUGCUUGCUGAGGGGCCAAUUGAUUCAAAACUUGGUCUUCGAACUACAAUUGGUAUAAGUGUGGCAAGGCUCUUGGUGCUUCCUCUUCUUGGAAUUGGUAUUGUUGCUUUGUCUGAUAAACUGAAUUUUUUGGUCAGCGGUGAUGAAAUGUACAGAUUUGUGCUUUUGUUGCAAUACACAACACCGAGUGCCAUUUUAUUGGGAGCAAUUGCCAGCUUGAGGGGAUAUGCAGUUAGCGAAGCUUCAGCACUGCUCUUCUGGCAGCAUGUGUUUGCCCUGUUCUCCCUUUCCUUGUAUAUCGUUAUCUACUUCAAAAUAAUCUCAUAUGUUUGAGGUUUGCAUCAUAUUUUACUGUCAUAAAGGCCCUCGGUCUAUAGGUUAGUGUUAAAAUGCCAUCAGAUUACUGCAGUCUCUCUGUCCAUUAUAGCAUAAUUGUUUAAGCAAGGUUUACUUGCUUAAUUGCUGCUCUGUGUUCUCUAGUGGGUACUGGUGAUGGAAGUGAAUGAUGCUUCUCCCCUGUAAAUUGAUGGUUCCUUUAUGAAACUUGAGUCAGUUCUUGUCUGUAAAAGCUUUGUAGCACCCAAUUUAGUCAUCUUAUUUUGAUUAGAAAUUGUAUAUAGCUCUGACAUUUUUUGUUAAAUUAUGUCAAUGCCUUGUUUUCACCUGAAAAUGAAAGGCUUAGAUCUGCCCUCCCCUUUUUCUUUCUCUUCAUUUGAUACUGCAAGUUCUAAACCAUCCUUGUCAUGUUUUAUGUUAUAAAUCCAGCUUGUACUGAUGGUUGUCCAAUUAAAUAAAUGAAUGAAUCCAGCAUUUAUUGAAA
Quercus lobata is the source of this 2223-nucleotide messenger RNA. Its product is annotated as Auxin efflux carrier family protein. The transcript is spliced from 2 exons. Gene Ontology annotation, biological process: endoplasmic reticulum to cytosol auxin transport. Bases 375 to 1736 code for a protein of 453 amino acids. Gene Ontology annotation, cellular component: membrane. NCBI's taxonomy places the organism in Eukaryota, Viridiplantae, Streptophyta, Magnoliopsida, Fagales, Fagaceae. The record is from RefSeq and is a predicted model, not a curated record.